AUGAACGAAGAAGGCGGAUAUCUCGGUGCAAUGACCUACCAGUGCCUUUACAAUCCUGUUCUAGAGCGCCUCAGGUUUUUUUUUAACUUUCUAGAUCAGAUUCAUUGUGGGAUAACAUAACUGAAUCAGAUUAGUAGAAACUAUUUGAGUAACUAUCCGAAAAUUGAAAGUUUUCUACUCCUUUUUCAGGAACGCCAAUCGAGACGACCCUCGAGCCUACUCUUCAAUUAAUGUCAGUUGAUUUCAUAAAAUUGGUGAUUAUUUUCUGAAAUUUAAGAAAAUCCACUCGGCGCUAACUACCUGCGAGAAUGCCUCGCCUUCUUUCCUAUUUGAUUUGACGAAAAUAAUUCUUGACGAUUCGGAGCUGAACGUCAAUCUACAGGUUUUUCAAAAAUCAUCAUCCUCUGAGAAUCGACUGAAACAGGAAUCUUAUCUGCGGAUGCACGACUCUUCGCCUACGAAUGACCUCGUUGUGGCAGGUUACGAACACGUUGAAGAGUACGAGGAACUUACCAAAAGGUUCGAUUUUUUGUUCCUCGGUUAAGGCUCUAUGGCUGGAUUUUCAGGGCGAUAGAGUUGCGACGAGUUCUGUCGCGGGUUCCCGAUGAAAUGUCAGAUCGACAUGCUUUUCUGGAAACGAUCAAACUCAUCGCGUCUUCCAUCAAAAAGCUCUUGGAAGCCAUCAACGCUGUCUACAAGGUCGUGCCUCCCAGCGCUCAGCAAGGUUUGUCUCUUUCAGACUCAUUUUUUAUGUCGUAGUUUCUGUUUGAUAUUGAUUUGAGUACUAUGGUUCAUCGUCAUAUGAAAAUAUAGGAAAGGCAAAUAUUUUUCGAAGUUUCAAUAAUGCGAAGCUGGUUUGCACUAAAACUUCAAGUAAAAAGUGGAAAAAGAUCCUUUUAACCAAAUCUUUAGAAAAAAAAGGAGAUUUCGCGUUCAUUGUAAAUUUUGAAAACAAAGUCACCUAGAACACGCCAUAAUUUGCAUUUCUUUGUAAAUUUUUCCAGAGGAAAAAUCAAAAUCUUGAAAGUUUAUCUAAAACGUUUCCGUUAGUCCACGAACUUCUAUCUCUUCAGCUGUCGAAAAGAGAAAACGCGAGUUUGUCCACUACUCGAAACGGUUCAGCAACACCCUCAAGACGUAUUUCAAGGAUCAGAAUGCUAAUCAGGUUUUUCUCUCCCUUAUUCUACUUUGGUGAGGAAAAACUUCAAUCUGAUUCUUCGGUCGCUAAGGAUAUUGUUACACUGUUAGCUUAGGAUUAUGCAAAAAAAAGGAGGUUUAGACGCCUCAGUGGUUUUUCACUGUCUUAAGUUAGCGCGAGUGGGAAGAAAAGUAACCAAAUUUUAUUUUUCCACGGAGUAAUUUUUUAUCUUUUUUUUUUUAAAUAGUUUCUUGGAUUUUUUUUUUUAGAUAAUGGGCUGUCUGCAAUUUGGAAUUUUAAAAAUCUCUUUUCCAUACUCAGAUUUUUCCAUUCUUGCGAUGAAUCUUUGGCGCUUCGAGCUAAUUAGGAAACGAAAAAAAACUCCUUCAUUUAUAUAUCAAAGCGGAGAUCUUCCAAAAAUUCUGGAAAAAGUCACUGUGGCGCCAUAAUUAGCUCUUAAAGACACAGUGGCUCUUCUUCGAAAGACAUAGCUGAAUAAUUUGAAAGUCAGAAGAGACAUUCCGCUUCCGAUCUGUCGAUCACGUUCUGAUAACUUUCAGGUUAGCGUUUCUGCAAAUCAGUUGGUUUUUCAAACAACUAUGAUUGUACGCACGAUAAACGAAAAGCUCCGCCGUCUCUAG
Caenorhabditis auriculariae is the source of this 1779-nucleotide messenger RNA. The record is from the annotation of a GenBank genome assembly. Lineage: Eukaryota; Metazoa; Nematoda; Chromadorea; Rhabditida; Rhabditidae.